Messenger RNA from Puccinia graminis f. sp. tritici CRL 75-36-700-3, 1312 nucleotides. Its product is annotated as DNA-directed RNA Polymerase III subunit C5. Gene Ontology annotation, cellular component: RNA polymerase I complex; RNA polymerase III complex. The coding region runs from base 54 to 1133 and encodes 359 amino acids. Gene Ontology annotation, molecular function: protein dimerization activity; DNA binding. The transcript is spliced from 8 exons. NCBI's taxonomy places the organism in Eukaryota, Fungi, Basidiomycota, Pucciniomycetes, Pucciniales, Pucciniaceae. The record is from RefSeq and is a predicted model, not a curated record. Gene Ontology annotation, biological process: DNA-templated transcription.
ACCCACAGCCAACCAGCGACGACCAGCACAUACCCUUCCAACGACUUACGACCAUGGCCGACCACGGAAUACUGCCACCUGGCUUCAAUCCAGAUACCACCUCAACCAAGCUCAAUCCAAAGUAUCACGUCAAACUCGAAGCUGAGAAAGUACUGGAUGUAGCUGCCAACGAUUUUCCAGGUCAUUGGCCUGGUGAGAGUAACGCAUGGGAUAUUCAGACAUUCAAAAAGAACCUCAAGAUCAAGAUCUGUAGAUUGUCAAGCACUUCGAUGGAGUUCGAUCUGAUUGGAAUCGAUGCUAGUAUAGCUAACGCUUUACGGAGGAUCAUGUUAGCCGAAGUCCCCACAGUCGCCAUCGAGGACGUAUUCGUAUGGAAUAAUACUUCACUGGUACACGAUGAAGUCCUGGCUCAAAGACUCGGAUUGGUACCCUUGAAAAUCGACCCUCGAUUGAUCGACAUGCGAACCGACGAAGGUGCCACUGAUCUCAACACCAUCGUCUUCAAGUUGGUCGUCAAUUGUCGUCGGAAUCCUCACGUACCAAAGACUGAAAAAGACCCAUUGAAGCUUUACCAAAACUCACUAGUUACCACAGAGGCUUUAGAAUGGGAGCCGAAAGGGGAUCAGGUAGAUAUGUUUGGAAGCGAGCCUCCUCGACCAGUCCAGAAUGACAUUGUCUUGGUCAAGAUGAGGCCUGGCCAAGAAAUCCGGGCGGAGAUGCACUGUGUCAAAGGAAUCGCCAAAGACCAUGCCAAGUUCUCACCAGUCGCUACGGCCUCCUACAGACUACUACCUCACAUUGUAAUACAUGAGCCGAUACCUGAACCAGACUGCCUCAAAUUUCAAUCUUGCUUCUCACCUGGGGUCAUAGAGAUCGUCAACGGCCCCAAGGGAGGAAAAACAUGUAAAGUUAAAAACCCGAGAAACGAUUCAGUUAGUCGGGAAGUCUUGAGGCAUCCUGAAUUUGAGGGUAAAGUCACUCUAGGUCGAGUCAGGGAUCACUUUAUCUUUAACGUCGAGUCAACAGGUGUAUAUUCACCACAAGAAAUUCCACUAGAAGCCUGUGAGGUCCUACUAUUGAAGAUCAGAACAGUUAGGGCUUCCUUGAAGCUACGGGCGGAUGCUAUGCUAUGAUUUUGUUUUCUUUUUCCUUAAUAUUCUGCUGAGUUGCGCUGUUUUUUUUUUUUUUUUUUUCCUUUUUUUUUGUAAAAAAUAAACACAUACAACAAAAACACCAAAUUAGUGAAUCAAAUCACAUGUCUAUUAUGACCACCAUUCCUCAUGUGAAGAAUAUACAUAUGUAAAAGAAUAAC